This is a messenger RNA of Styela clava, 7489 nucleotides long. The record is from RefSeq and is a predicted model, not a curated record. Lineage: Eukaryota; Metazoa; Chordata; Ascidiacea; Stolidobranchia; Styelidae.
UUUACGAAUCGUCCAACCACUCGAUUCACUCCUUUCUGACUGAGGACUGAUAUGUGCAAAAGGUAACGUUAAUGUAAUUUCAUUCGCCAUGAUUUCUGAUCAAGGAAUGCUUGAAAUGUUUCGAGACGCUCGACAACCCACAUCCUUUGUCCACACCAUUGAACAAUAUUAUUGCGUAAUAAUAAUUAUAAUCAAUGGAAACGAUUCAAUUUUUUCCAAUUCAAUAUGAAGACUAAGAAGUGAUUCUAUCAACAACGUCUCGCAUUCUAGUUCGAUCUUCUACCGAGAUAUUUACUGAAACUUCUUGAAACACUCCAUCCUCAACACUCUUUUUCAGUCUGCAACAUUAAAGAAUUCUGCAGCUAAAACUUCAUUAUGUUCAAUUUGAGGAGAUGGGGGGAAGUACUAGAGAUAAUAUUGUUAUCAACAACACUCAUCUCAGAGCAUGCUUUGUCAGAAACUACUGCAAUCAUUGCAAGUCAAAAUAAUCAAACGCAUGUUCCUCGAACAACUACAACCGACGUAUCAGCGGAUAUGGUUUCAACCUUUGCGAACAAUGUUGGACAGAACACGACGACAAAUUGGGUCGUUGCUGAGGAAGAAACUGUAUCCGAUUCUGUCAUAAAGAAUGGGACAGAAACGGUCAUGACAACUACGAUGGCGACAAAAACAAUUUCUACUGAGAUUGAAGUCACCGCAUCCAACAACGCUGAAAUUACUCACAUGCCUAAAAUGUUAGGUACAAGUACUGCGAAAUCAAAUAUUACUCAUGAGCUAAACGUAAUAUUUCCACAGGCAACGACAACACAUGAAGAUCGUUCUACAACAGCAGUUCUAAUUGAGGAAUAUACGACGAAUUUAUCAACCAGCUCAUCUCAAGAGGAAACAAUCGUGACGAAUAUCCAGAAUCUAGAAAGUUCUGUUUCCAGCCACGAUAUAACGAUGACAACCAUUGCCGCUAACGAACAAGAAGGCUCCUCCACGCUGUCGUCAGAUAUUUACACAAUCGCUUACCCCACCGUCGGUGCCACUGCUGAGCAAGUCAUAAGAAAUGAUAUUCAGAAGGGGACAACAACUAUACUAAGUGAAACUCUAUCUGUCGCAAGCAGUAAACAUGCGACAACGCACACAGAAGUAGGAAUGAACCUAGAGAGAACUGCUGCUGUAUCACAAACAAACACGGCGAUUGUUAUACCUUUGUCAACACGAGCUACUUAUAGCAAAUUUGAGUUUACAGCCAAUCAAACAACGAACAGUUUGCUACACAGUUUCGAAUCUAACAGAGGUACUGUCGUAUCAAAUCCUAGUUUGAAACCAGAAACUACAUACGAUUUUGGAAGCAUCGUUCCGCAGACAGCAGCAGUCGAUAUUGGCACCACAACAACUCCAAUAAAAUCAGCAUUAAGCUUUGCAAAUUCUACUAGCAAUUUAGAAGAAAUGUUUACAAAUUCAACCACAGAAUAUGUAGCUAGCUAUACAGCCACAGAGAAAAAGCUCUACUUUGAAAUUGGCAUCGUCAAUAAAACAUACAGCAAGGAAUUAGGUAACUCAAGUUCGGAAGCUUAUAAAAAUCUUUCAAAUGAGGUGGAAAAUGAUCUGAAGAAAAUUUUAUCCAACGUUAGUGGCAUAUCCAAUAUUAAGGUGAUAGCCUUUAGGAACGGCAGCGUCAUAUCGAGCAUAGAAAUGAUGGUUGGCGACCAAAUAACUUUCGACGCGAUUGUACAAGGGUAUUUGAACUCCACCGAAGACUUAAAGAAAGGUUUUGACUUACAAGGAUUUGUCGCAGUUCUGGGAGAAUAUACGACGGAGAAUAUACCCACUAACACAAAUCAAGAAGAAACUGCCGAGACAUCAACUAAGACCACUUUAUUGGAUAUAGCAAAAACGGUUGCAGUUGCUGAUCCGCAAAGCAUAGCUAAUUCCAGUCAUGAUUCGAUGAUCACAACUAUCUUAUUCAAUGGACAAGAUGUCUCGACCACAGUAUCGACAACAGUCACGAGUGAGGAAGAAAAAACUGCAUCUACACUUGCCCAAACGGAAGAAAUGACUAACACAAUUUAUGAUGAGGUAGACAAAAUUAAUUCAACCAUAGUGAGAUUUGAGCCAACUGAAAUUUCCGAUGCAGGGUCUGUAUUUAAAUCCAUAGCCCACACUCCAGAUAAAGUGACAACAGGAACCACUUUUUAUGAACAAACAUCGCCAAACGUUAUUCUUCAAUGGUUAUCAACAUCACCUAAUCAAGCCGGAACUACUACUACUCUGUUGGAUUCAUCAACUAAUGCUGAUAGAAAUUCAAUUUUUACAGGAAAGACUUAUCUCUUUGAUAUUACGCUCGCGAACGAAACUUACAACACACAUCUUGACAACCCGAGCUCUGAAGAAUAUCGAAUCCUGAAAAAUAGGACUGAAUAUGUAUUGACUCAAAUAUUAAAAAACAUGACUGGAUUUUUGGAAGUAACCGUCACGGGGUUUUCAAAUGGCAGUGUUAUAGUCAGAUUUCAAGUAGAAGUUUCUAGUAACGCUACACAAGAAGAUAUUAUUCGAGCAUAUGAUAAUUCAAACGCAACAAGGAAAUCACUUUUCAAGAAGUCUGGUUUCACGCGAGUGACAUCGAAUAUGGGGGCAACACAAUCAGUUCCAGCCCCGCAGUCGUCAACACGAAUUAUCUCAACACCUCAAAAAGAAUCUACAACAAUAAUCACCGAAAUGAAAUCGUCUAUUCGUGCAACAAUUCCCAAAGAAACGACUGAUUCACAAAUGAUGGUUACGACUAUUAAACAUGAAUUGUCGUCAGAAAGUGUCGUAGCUGAGGAUACUACAGGAACGAUCUCACAUACUCAACCUAAAAUAGCAAGAAACAUAACUGGGACUGAAAAUCUUUCCAUGCGCUCAAAUUACGUGCGAUCUGGACCUACGACUAACUCACAUUUUAUACCCUCAAGCAUCCCAAUCGACUACACUAUGACUCCAGACUCUGAUGUGAAAACGACUAAACCAACUAUAGUAGAAACAGAUACUACACUAUUAUUACUGGAAAGGUCUACAACCGACGAGACUGUUAGCAAAUUAAGUACAGCAGACGGGCAGAGAGCACUAUCAACAUCAAAUACACCGAAAUGGAAAACCGAAACAAAAUCACUGUCAAUGAUAGAAAUGCCAACUUCCUCAUAUGCCGAGAAGAUUUCAACAACAUUGAUUACUGGUUCAAGUUUCCAAACUAAAAUGAAUUCCCUAUUGCCAGAUGAGUCAAGGCUUUCGACGAUAACACUGUUCACCACAAUGUCAGGCGAUGAUAUCCCGGAUACGACAAAUUUGCCAUUGACCCAAGAAGAUAAAUCAACGCUGCACAAUGAACAAACCACAGCAAUACCGAACAUGACUGAAAAGUUAGCAAACGGGUCAACAUCUCCACCCAUACAUACACGGACUAUAUUUAUGAAUUCUGGAUCAGAAUCUACUCAAAUUUUGCGCACUACACCAGGGGUAUCAGCUGGGCAGUACACAGACCAUAAAAUGACUACAGGAAAUACGUUAGUAACAACGAAUAAACACAGCGAAAUAGGGAGCACAGGUAAUCAAGCAACGGAUACGGAGAUUCAUAGUUCAACAACAUAUAUAUUCCACUCCGAAUCUGAACCUGUAACCAUUGCACGACUAGUGGGCGACCAGACUAGUGGGCAAGGAGGAUCUUCCUCGAGCUUAAUUCCCGCUGAAGAAACUACAGUGGGAAUUUACGCUGAUAUCGAAACCUCAAAAUUGGCAAAGGUUGAGACAGGUUCAACAGUUGUAUAUACAGCGAAUAUAUACAAUAUUGCCACGAGUAUAACGGAUGAAAUUCCUACAAAAAGCAGUACAGUUGUAACGGAAGGAACAAAAACAAAUACACGGAAACGAACAACAUCACCAAUGACUGUACAACCUUCCACGACAGCAAAACAGGCGACAGCAACAACUACGGGAUUGCAAACGACGUCGGUUAAAACAGAUCAAGAUAAGACAAAAACAUUUACCCAGAACAAACAAAUAUCAUUAUUUGAUUCCACUCCAUUAGGUAUUACAUCAGCGUCGUAUCCGCGCGGAUCAUAUAAUUCAGCAAUGUUAACAACACGUUCUCCGACAGAUAAAACAACGCUGCUGGUUGAAACAUCCAGUCAAAAAGUCGAAACAGUUCAUGCCAGUGACAAAUCAACAAUGGCUGAUACUUCUUUAUAUCCAAUAACAUCUUCUGAGUUGAUGACACAGCCAAUUCCUACAACACUUUCUACAGCUUCUCAAUUACAAACUACUUUCAAUGCUGUGAGUGAAACAACUCGCAUGUACCCGGUAAAUAAUGAAUAUAGUACAACAAAUAUAACUCCGACUGUGCGACCAGAAAAUACGCGGACGAAUUCUAUGCAAAAAAGGCCCACUGAUAUCACCACGAUGUACCAGGAAGUGACUACAGAAGUAACAAAUAAAAUGAAGUCGAACGAUGUGGAAAGUUCUUCAAUAAAACAAACACAUACGCCCACAUCAGCGGAAGCGUUGUUUACCGCAAGCAACUUAUCAACUGCAGAAAAAGAAACAAGUAAAACAGAUCUGACCUACAAAUCUUUCCCAGAAACGAUAAUUGAAGAUUUAACAACAAUUGAAGCGACAAUGUCACAAUAUCGAGUAGACGGAAGCACAUUUACCCAAUCUACGACAGCAACAAAUACAACAAAAGAGGACAGCAUAUCAACAAGUACAAAAAUCAUUAUGAAGGAAACUGUAAAUAAAACUACGAGUGCUGGAAGCAGAGAAAAAACUUCCGCCACUGCAACUUCGAAGGGUGAAUAUAUGCCGGCCUCUCAAUCUGAAGAAAAUACACGGGCAAUCCAAACUAAACAAUCGUUUUCCGAAUCAUCAAUGGCUAGAGUAAUCAUUUCAAAUGAACAGACUACUGACACAAUUACAACAUUAGAAUCGAACGAGUCAAAUGUCCAGUAUGAAGAAACUUCUCAGCAGACUCCAGUAUCAUCUUUAAGCACUACCACAUCUUCCAAUUUGAAAAUCAGCUCCAGUACCGUGGAUGAAACAACGAAUGCGAUUGAAGUUGCGGAAAAAAUGUUUUUAUUUGAAAUCACUUUGGUCAACGAGUCAUACAAUACCAACCUUGACAAUUCAAAUUCUACCGAAUACAAAAGCCUCAAACUUCACGUCGAAACGAAGUUGGAAAAAAUUCUCUUAAAGUUACCUGGGAUACGAAAUAUAUCGGUUUCUGGUUUCAGAAACGGAAGCGUUAUUGUAAGGAUCAAUAUGAACGUAGAAUCAUAUGUCACCGAAGAAAGUGUAUUAGAAGGAUACAAGAAUUCGACCAACCCCGAGAAGGCAUAUUUUAUGACACCUGGCUUCGUCACAUUAGGAACUAGCACAUACUCAACGGCGAAUUCUCCAACAACAAGUCAACCGGAAAGAGCCUCAUUGAAAAAAACAUCCCCUACCAGACCAGAGACUACGUUUAGACCAACUGAAACAACCCCCGGUUUUGUAACAAAUCUUAAAAUCAGUCAUACCGAGACAGCAAAUACUCUAAAAACUGAAACCACCUUAAAAAAUGAGGAGUAUCAACAAACGGCGACAAAUUAUUAUUGAUAACAACACCACAAAUAGAAGGAAAGAAGUUGACAUCAAAUAUAGAAACAUCGUCUUCCAGUAUUAUAUUCAACCAAACAUCCGGUUUGAUUAGAUCGGGUCCUGUUCUGUCCAGUACAAGUUCGACAAUUCAGCAACGUGAAAAUUCAAUGGCAGAUACGACUACAACUGUUGCAACAGAUAAGACAACAAUGACAACGACUCAAGUUGAUUUGGCAUCGGUCAUGCAAAAGGCCGAAACUACUGAAACAUUUACAGAAAAAAUAGCUGCAGGCACCCAAUAUGAUUUAACCAUAGCUGACACUUCUGCCUUCACAGAGCAUAAGCCAGAAGAUCCAACAGCAGUACACACCGUAACAAAUGUGAUAAUAACAAACGUCCCAGAACUUCGAGAAGAAUUAACUUCAGUCAGAACUUCCUAUCUUGAAUUUUCCAAUGCGUCUCAACCCGUGACAAAAGAAACAACGUUUGCUUCACAACCGCAAAAGACUGUCUCGUCAACGGAAAUAACAGUCGUACAAACACCAGGGGCAGGAACAAGCAAAUCUGAACAUUCAACCUUUAGUACAGCAAGCACAUCAGAGACUUCAAUUGCAAUCGAUGCUAAAUCAACGACUGGAACUAGCACAUACUCAACGGCGAAUUUUCCAAAAACAAGUCAACCGGAAAGAGCCUCAUUGAAAAUAACAUCAGCUACCGAACCAGAGACAGCGAUUAUUCAGGAAGCAUCUUCAAUAAUUAAAACAACAGCUCCUACGUUUAGACCAACUGAAACAACUCCCGGUUUUGUAACAAAGCUCAAGAUCAAUCAUACACAGACAACAAAUGCUUUAAAAACUGACACCACCUUAAAAAAAGAGGAGUACGAACAAACGGUGACAAGUUUAUCAUUGAAAACAACACCACAAACAGAAGGAAAGAAGUUGAAUUCAAAUAUAGAAACAACAUCUUCAGGUAUUAUAACCAACCAAACAUCUGAUUUGAUUAGAUCGGGACCAGUCCUGUCCAGUAUGCUUUCAACAAUUCAGCAACGUGACAAUUCAGUUGCAGAAACGACUACAACUGGUGCAACAGAUAAGACAACAAUGGCAACGAUUCAAGUUGAUUCGGCAUCGGUCCCCGAAAUGUCCGAAACAUUUACAAAAAAAUAGCUGCAGGAACCCAAUAUGAUUUAACCAUAGCUGACACCUCUGCAUUCACAGAGCAUAAGCCAGAAAAAUCAACAGCAGUGAACACCGCACCAAAUGUUAAAAUAACAAACGUCCCAGAACCUCCGAGAGAAUUUACUUCAGUCAGAACUCCCUAUCUUGAAUUUUCCAAUGCGUCCCAACCUGUGACAAAAGAAACAACGUUCGCUCCACAACCGCAAAAGACUGCCUCGUCAACGGAGAUAACAGUCGUACAAACACCAGGGGCAGUAACAAGCAAAUCUGAACAUUCAACAUUCAGUACAUCAAGCACAUCAGAUAUUUCAAUUGCAAUCGACGCUAAAGUAACGACUGGAAUGAGCACAUACUCAACGGCAAAUUAUCCAACAACAAGUCAAUCGGAAAGAGCCUCAUUGAAAAUAACAUCAGCUACUGAACCAGAGACAACGAUCAUUCAGGAAGCAUCUUCAAUAAUUAAAACAACAACUCCUACGUUUAGACCAACUGAAACAACCCCCGGUUUUGUAACAAAGCUUAAAAUCAGUCAUACAGAGACAACAAAUGCUUUAAAAACUGAAACCACCUUUAAAAAUGAGGAGUACGAACAAACGGCGACAAGUUUAUCAUUGACAACAACACCACAAACAGAAGGAAAAAGUUGACAUCAAACAUAGAAACAACAUCUUCAAGUAUUAUAAUCAACCAAACAUCUGAUUUGAUUAGAUCGA